This is a messenger RNA of Hordeum vulgare subsp. vulgare (domesticated barley), 3801 nucleotides long. Its product is annotated as DNA-directed RNA polymerase 1B, mitochondrial-like. The transcript is spliced from 19 exons. The record is from RefSeq and is a predicted model, not a curated record. Gene Ontology annotation, molecular function: DNA-directed RNA polymerase activity; DNA binding. The coding region runs from base 135 to 3137 and encodes 1000 amino acids. Gene Ontology annotation, biological process: mitochondrial transcription. Gene Ontology annotation, cellular component: mitochondrial DNA-directed RNA polymerase complex. NCBI's taxonomy places the organism in Eukaryota, Viridiplantae, Streptophyta, Magnoliopsida, Poales, Poaceae.
ACGCAAGGGUUUUAGCCCAAGCCCGAAGUCGGCGUGCCCCCCUCGCCCAACCUCCCCUUCCCUCCUGCGUUGGCGGCGGCGCCACAUCCCCCAUUCCCCAUGUCUUCCACUCCCUUCCCCGCCGCCUCCAGUUGAUGCUCACCGCCCCAACUCCAGCCGCCGAGACAGCCAUCUCCCCGCCGUCGCCGCCUCUUCCUCCUCCCCCCGUCCUCCUACCCACCAAAGUCCUAGCCCUCAUGUGGCGCCGCCUACCCUCCCGCCGCCUCGCCUCCGCCCUCCUCUCCGCCUCCGCGCCGCAGCUUCCCCCUCCUCCUCUCCACCGCCUGCUCCUUCCAGCCCCCGCUGCCGCCACCGGAAUCCUCCCUCCGGCGCGCCUCCUGUGGGGGCAUCCCCCCUCGCGAUUCGCGUCGUCCUCCGCUGCUGCCGCCGAGGCCGUCUCCUCCGAAGAGGUGGACGAGCCGCACCACGCGCCCGACGAGAUCGUCCGCUUGGGCCCCAAUCCAAAGCCGCUGGCCGCAGCCGCAGGUGAGGCGGGGAAGAAGGAGCGGAGGAGGGGGCGUGGGCAGGGGAGGCAGCUGGCAGAGUUGGCGGCCGAGCAUGGCAUUGGAUACUCCAAAUACGUUUCCCUGCGCCAGCGGCAAAUCCGGAUCGAGACCGAGGCGUGGGAGCAGGCCGCCAAGGAGUACCGCGAGCUGCUCGCGGACAUGUGCGAGCAUAAGCUGGCGCCCAACCUGCCCUAUGUCAAGUCGCUCUUCCUUGGCUGGUUCGAGCCACUGAGGGACCAGAUCAUCGCAGAGCAGGAGCUUGUCGGCGAGCGUGGGACACGCGCCUCCCACGCCCCCUAUUUUAACAUGCUUCCUGCCGACAUGAUGGCCGUUAUCACCAUGCACAAGCUCAUGGGGCUGCUUAUGACUGGCAGUGGCGAUGGAAGCGUCCGUGUGAUCCAGGCCGCUUGCCAGAUCGGUGAAGCAGUCGAGCAUGAGGUUCGAAUCCACAAAUUUCUAGAGAAGACAAAGAAAAAGAACACUAAAGAAGUAGAUAAAGUAGUAGAACCAGGGGAUUCAGAUAUCGCCAAAGAACAACAGCUUUUAAGAAAGAAAGUCACUGAUCUGAUGAAAAAGCAGAAGAUACGGCAAGUCAGGCAUUUAGUGAAGAAGCAAGAUAGCACCAGGCCAUGGGGUCAAGAUGCUCAUGCAAAAGUUGGCAGCCGUUUGAUUGAGCUAUUUAUUGAAACGGCCCAUAUACAACCACCUGCUAGUCAGUCUGGAGAUAGUACACCUGAAAUUCGACCUGCUUUCACGCAUGAAAUGAGAACUGUGGCAAGAGAACAGAAAAGUCGACGAUAUGGUGUGAUCAAGUGCGAUCCACUGGUUCGACAAGGCCUGGAUAGAACAGCAAAGCAUAUGGUCAUACCUUACAUGCCUAUGUUGAUUCCGCCGAUCAAUUGGACUGGAUAUGACAAGGGUGCACAUUUAUUUUUGCCAUCCUAUGUGAUGCGCACCCAUGGAGCUAGGCAACAAAGGGAGGCUGUAAAGAAGGCUCCAAAGGAACAGAUGCAAACAAUUUUUGAGGCCUUGGAUAAUCUUGGGAGCACCAAGUGGAGGGUCAACAAAAGGGUUCUUAGUAUUGUUGACAGAAUUUGGUCCAGUGGUGGCCGACUUGCUGACUUGGUUGAUCGUGCUGAUGUUUCCCUACCGGAGAAGCCUGACACUGAAGAUGAAGCUGAGCUGAAGAAGUGGAGGUGGAGCAUGAGGUCAGCCAAGAAGGAAAACAGUGAAAGACAUUCUCAGAGAUGUGAUGUUGAGCUUAAACUCGCCGUAGCUCGCAAAAUGAAGGAAGAAGUGGGGUUUUACUAUCCACACAACCUUGAUUUUAGAGGCCGUGCUUAUCCAAUGCAUCCUUACCUGAAUCACUUGGGUUCAGAUCUUUGUCGUGGAGUGUUGGAGUUUUCUGAAGGUCGACCACUUGGUGAAUCAGGCUUGCGCUGGCUGAAGAUACACCUAGCAAAUUUAUAUGGUGGAGGUGUAGACAAGUUAUCAUAUGAUGGCCGGAUUGCAUUUACUGAGAAUCACCUGGAGGACAUAUUUGACUCAGCUAACAGGCCUCUUGAAGGCAAGCGAUGGUGGCUUGAGGCAGAGGAUCCGUUCCAAUGCCUGGCAGUUUGCAUGGAUCUUAAUGAAGCUUUAAGAAGCUCCUCUCCAGAAACAGUGAUCUCACAUAUUCCUGUGCACCAGGAUGGCUCUUGUAAUGGCCUGCAGCACUAUGCAGCUCUUGGAAGGGAUAAGCUGGGUGCAGUUGCUGUCAACUUAGUUUCCGGGGAGAAACCUGCAGAUGUUUACUCUGGAAUAGCUGCCAGGGUGGUGGAAAUUAUGAAGAGAGAUGCACAAAAAGACCCAGCUAAAGAUGCUGAUGCAGCACGUGCUCGCUUGUUAGUUGAUCAGGUGGAUAGGAAAUUGGUAAAACAAACAGUGAUGACAUCUGUGUAUGGUGUGACUUACGUUGGAGCACGUGAACAAAUAAAAAGAAGAUUAAAGGAGAGGGGGGUCAUUGCUGAUGACUCGGAACUUUUUGGUGCAUCAUGCUAUGCUGCUAAGGUCACGCUUACAGCACUUGGUGAGAUGUUCGAAGCUGCUCGUAGUAUCAUGAACUGGCUUGGAGACUGUGCCAAGGUUAUAGCUUGUGAAAAUGAACCUGUGAGAUGGAAGACCCCUCUGGGACUUCCAGUUGUUCAACCAUAUCGCAAACUAGGGAGGCAUCUUAUUAAAACUUCGUUACAAGUCCUGACCCUUCAACGAGAAACCGACAAGGUUAUGGUGAAGCGGCAGAGGACAGCUUUCCCUCCAAACUUUGUGCACUCCCUUGAUGGCUCUCAUAUGAUGAUGACUGCUGUUGCUUGCAAAAAGCAAGGCCUAUACUUUGCAGGAGUUCAUGAUUCAUAUUGGACCCAUGCUUGUGAUGUUGAUACAAUGAACAAGAUACUUCGGGAAAAGUUUGUGGAACUGUAUGAUGCGCCUAUUUUAGAAAAUCUCUUGGAGAGCUUUGAGACAUCUUUCCCUAAAUUAAAAUUCCCACCAUUGCCAGAGAGGGGAAAUUUUGAUAUGAAGGAUGUUCUCCAGUCUACGUAUUUCUUCAACUAGCGUGGUUGCAGCGGGCACAUUGUCCUAUUUUUCGCUCAGCUGCCCAGCUGUGGCCUUGCAGAAAUCUCAAGUUCCGUGGAAGUACAUGAGUGACUGACUCAGAUGAUGAAGCUAAUUCUUUUGCUGAUUGACGUGUCAACCUGUGGACAACUUGCAUGAAGAUAAUCCCGCAAGACUGGAUUUACAGAGGUGCACAGAAGACGCUCUUGCUUUGCUGCAGAAUUUCAUGGUUUCAACAUCGCCAGUCAUAAGCAAGUUGCAUUACUACUGCCAAGGAGCUGGCAGUAAACAGAGCUGUCCAGGAGGAGGUUGAAGAUAGUGACAUUCAAAAUAAGUGGAAACCGUGACCAAGAAGCACUUGCUGUGGAGCUUUUUCCUGAGUUUGUGAUAUAGUGUAGUUUUUAUCUUGUGCCCGUUUUCCCCCUUUCUCAAGGCUCACGCGUAGCACGCUCACUCACAGAUCAUCAGUUUCCUGUAAAUGUAAUUAUAUGUAAUUUUUGGCCUCUUCACUAACCUAUCAUUUUUUUUCUUGUUUUGCUUAAUUUAUAGAGCGGGGAAUCUGAUGGGUGCAAAAUAACACUGUUGGAAAAUUGAUUCAUAAUUAUCAUUGUGGUUGUAAGAUAUUAUCUAUAGUAAUAAAGUGAAAUAGCCGUUUUCCUCUUUA